AUGAACCGUGAUCGCGGAGUAUCUACCCAAAGACGAACGGGACCCCGCCAACCCCUCUCGGUACAAAAUUCGAAACUGCCCCAACCCGUUCUAGAUGCAUCAAAACGAAUCAAAGUGAAGGUUGAUGAGGACCACGGAUUAUACGAAUUCUUCAGACAUAAGGAUAAGCCAUUAAGUACGCCAGCUGAGGAUGGAAGUCAUGGGAGACCGUGGAGUGCAGAAGAAUUGAGGGGGAAGAGUUGGGAGGAUUUACAUUCGCUUUGGUGGAUUUGCUGUAAGGAGAGGAAUCGCAUUGCUACAGAGGCUUAUGAGAGGAGCAGAUUGCACGCGGGGCAUGGUGAUGAGGAUGCGGAGAAGAGGGAGAUGACUGUUCGGAGAACACAAAGAGCCAUCAAACAAGUUUUGACCGAAAGAUACUAUUCUUGGCAGGACGCGGCAGUCAUUGCGAAGGAUGAUCCAGAAAUCAAUCUUUCGGGUGAUGGACCACUAUACACCCCUAAAGAAUUUGAGGAAGAUAUAGAGGAGGAUGUUGAGGCUGAAGCCGAAGGGGAGGUAGAGUCAAAACCUCUUCAGAUCACAGCUUAG
Molecule: messenger RNA, 585 nt
Organism: Sclerotinia borealis F-4128
Lineage: Eukaryota; Fungi; Ascomycota; Leotiomycetes; Helotiales; Sclerotiniaceae
Source: the annotation of a GenBank genome assembly